Messenger RNA from Leptopilina heterotoma, 1626 nucleotides. RefSeq lists its product as uncharacterized. The transcript is spliced from 4 exons. NCBI's taxonomy places the organism in Eukaryota, Metazoa, Arthropoda, Insecta, Hymenoptera, Figitidae. Bases 670 to 1596 code for a protein of 308 amino acids. The record is from RefSeq and is a predicted model, not a curated record.
ACCAGAGCCUUUCAGUAGUAGUAGGUCGAUGGAUCGCAGCGGCCACCCGAUAUCGUGAGCCCUAAGCUCACGACUUUAUCAACAUAAUACAAAUUCGCCAAUAAAAUCAUUUUUCUCUCUCUCUCUAUUUGAAAAAAAAAAAAUCUGUUCGCGCAUUCGCCGAAAAGGAAAAACAUCAAAUCGGCGAAUACGCGUCAUUAUCAUAAAAUUCUUUCCUUCUCUUUUCUCUUUCACUUUCCUCUAUUUUCUUUCAUUUUCCACUAUUCUCAUAUUCCCCCCCCCACUCUCUCUUCCUCUAUAUAUCUGUAUUUAAAUUUCCACCUCCCUUAAUAAAAUUUUCACUUGCCGGAUUCUGCCAUAUCUUCACGGAUUUUCUCUCUAAUAACAAGAAUUUUAAAUUUCUUUUUCUCGAGAAAUUUAGAGGGUUUAGAAUUUAGAAAAUAUUCUAUUUAAUCUCGCUUUUUUCCAAUUUCCUUUUUCCUUUCAAAAUAACAAAAAAAAUAAUUUUCCUACUAAACUUGAUUAUUCGAGUAAUUUUAAUGAAUUUAUGACUGUGAUAUUGCUUGUCUUUCUUAAUUAAAGAAAAGUGAGGUGUAUUGAGUGUUGUAUACGUGGGCGGUAAAGUGAUCGUUGUUAUACUGUUGGUGGCAAGUUCAAUCAAGAUUCGUUAUGAGAAACACUAGCGGCAUAAUGGAGGAUAAUACACCAGAGGAUACAAUGAUGGAUUGUGGAGAAGAUGAAAAGGAACUUGAUGAUUUAAUGGAAUUAGCAGCUAAUAUUGCUAAUUGCUCACCAAGCAUUAAAGAUGCUGCCGAGAGAUUAUUGACUCUAUUGGGAGUGGACGAGGAGAAUGAUGAUUUUUCAUCAGAAGACGAAGGCGUCGAAGUUGAUUUAGAUGAUACAGAUGACGAUGAGGAUAUAACAAAAAAUUCCCUCUUACUACAACAAUUGGCCGUUUCAUUAGCUCAAGAAUUAAAAUUUUCACAAAGAAAACCAAACACCACACGAACAAUUAUUCAAAGUGAUUCGACAAAAAAUUUUCCCCAAAAUGACAUUAUUCAAAGUGAUUCAACAACAAUUUUUUCCCAAAAUGACAUUAAAAGUGAUUCAACGACAAUUUUUGAAAAAUCAAUUCCAAAAAAUCAGCUACAAAAGGACAUGCAAUUUAUGGAUAUUAGUCAAGAUGUGAAUAAUGAUAAUAAAAAAUACAGUGAUAUUUAUAGUAGGGAAAAUAAUUUAACAAUUAAGUGUUUAGAGAGAAAUGAAAAUGAAAAUUCCAAUUCAUCUUCGUGUGAAUUUAAUAAAUCGUUUGGAAAGAAUUUCUCCCAAUCGUCGAAACGUGAACAAUUGAAGAAAAGAUGUCCCUAUUCGCGAGUGAAAUUAACGGAUGGUGAUUUUAGAAGAAAGGAGAAAUUAUCGAAUGUUGAAUCGAAUUUAACAUCGUGGAAUGCCGGUUGGAAUUCGUGUGCCAAUGAAACUUUGCGUUAUCUUAUUGUCGACGAGGGUUUACCACCCCAUCAUCCAACUGUUGUCGCCAUGAGAAAUCAUCUCGAUUUACAGAGAGAACAGGCAUUUUUAAGGUCCGGAAGUCAUUGAUAGAAUGAAAAACACUUUUCCAAACGCUUA